AUGGACUCUCCCUGGAACUUCCCUCCUACAUUCUACGACAAGUUGUCGAAGGUAUGGCUCACUCCUUUGGCUUUACAAGAGCUCGACCGGCAGAGUGCUCCCCAACAUCAACUGAAGCUCGGCGUGUCUAAGACCAGUCAUGCCAGUGCUAGGCGAGGGGGAAGCUCGACUCUUGACAGCACGAGGUUUGCAAGCGCGUGUGGCCCUGACAUAUGCGAUAUCCGAGGGCUACCGCGGACUGAUCAGUCUAUGCAGUAUCAUGAGCCAACAAGGCGGGAAACCACCAAGCCAACUCGCGUUUCUGCGCAGAAACGCUCUAUUGCCUAUGAUGCCAACUUCCGACAGCACUGUGAGGAUCACCACAUGUAUCCUCCAUUUUAUAGGUUCCCCGAUAGCCGUCGGCCGCCCAAACCGGCGAAUCUGAAUGAAAUUCGGCAGGCUUUGAAAGUUCCAAGCGGGUCACUUUCGCCAUCUACUGCGUCCGAGUCAGCCUUUGAAGACUUUCAAUGCACAAGCAUGACUGGUUCUGAAAGCACAUUGAUGGCCAAAGUCAUCCCGUUUAUCACUGGCGAUACUGACAUCCCUAACGAGGGACAUCUUCCAUUCACCAACCUAGAUGAACGGACCAAGAACAUCACGUUGAGACCAAAUCCCGAUUUCUUUGACGGAGCUCGUCCCGAGGCGAUAGACCAAGGAGUCCGAGAAGCGCUGUACAGGACGGUCGUGCCUACGGUGAAGACAGACGCUCCCAUAGCGCCUAACUUAUUCCUGGAAGUCGAGUCUACUACUGGCACACUCGACGUUGCCAAAGCGCAGGUAAUACUGGACGGCGCACACGGGGUUAUGAUGAUGCAUGCCUUGCAAAAUCACCUUCUGGAGAAGCCCGUGUAUGAUGACAAUGCCUACUCCUUCACGGCAAUCUUCCAUGGCGGCUGUCUCUACAUAUAUGCCCACUACCUCACAGCUCCUGCUGAGCUCGGUCAGAACCCUAGAUGUCAUAUGGCUCAGCUUCAUAUUUACGCUUUGACAGCUAGCCAUGAAGCUUGGCUAGAUGGUGUUGGCGCGUUCAGGAAUUUGAGAAAGCUGGCCAAGAAGUACCGUGACCAGUUCAUCGAAACAGCAAACGCGAGGGUGCGCAGGCGGCGCGCAGAAGCGACAGCCAUUGAAGGCGGUACUCGUGCAACUGAGGAGAAGUCGAACGAGGUAUCGGGUCCAGCCAUUGUCUCUGGUUGUCCGUCACUUCCCGAAUCGUCCGACAGCAACCCAGAGACGGAGGAGACCAAUAAUGAGCUCGACGGACCUCACCUUGAUAGACACGGUCAGGGCGAGGCGGGAGAUCGAGCGCACUCCCGGCUGGCUACCGAAGCCUCGACUGGUGUUGAGACAAACUUGGCCUCCAGUCUCGCAUCCGAGGCCCGCGAGAAGGAUCGCAAUUCUCCUCAUCCUCAACCUCAUGCACCACGCAGCCCCCCAUCUCCUUUAUCUCCGCGACUAGCUAAGAAGAAGCGCGGUGGUGAUGACGGAUAG
This is a messenger RNA of Emericellopsis atlantica, 1527 nucleotides long. RefSeq lists its product as uncharacterized. Lineage: Eukaryota; Fungi; Ascomycota; Sordariomycetes; Hypocreales; Bionectriaceae. The transcript has 3 exons. Bases 1 to 1527 code for a protein of 508 amino acids. The record is from RefSeq and is a predicted model, not a curated record.